This is a messenger RNA of Nannizzia gypsea CBS 118893, 1251 nucleotides long. RefSeq lists its product as hypothetical. The record is from RefSeq and is a predicted model, not a curated record. The transcript has a single exon. Bases 1 to 1251 code for a protein of 416 amino acids. Lineage: Eukaryota; Fungi; Ascomycota; Eurotiomycetes; Onygenales; Arthrodermataceae.
AUGCCACGCGGCCGGUCCAAGAAACACGCCUACCGAGCCAGCUUCUCCGCCGGCUACAGCGGCCAGCAGCAGCCGCAGCAGAACUACCAGUACUCCUGGCAGCCUCCUUACGACCGUCCAGAGUACUUUUCUACUCCCCGCAAGCAGCAGGCCCACCACGAUCAUGUAAGUCCCGAUUAUCAUCAUCACUACUACGGCCAUCUUCAUGGCUACGGGAAACAGACCCACCACCACCACCACCACCAGAGACAGAGACAUAGACGGAAGAUGCCCGUCCCGGACAGCGUGUCCGACGACGGCUCGAUACCCGAUCUAGAUGAUGACAACCACUACGACGGUUACUAUCACCAGCAGCAGCCUCGCAGACGGCCCUCGGCUGCUACUGCCACCUACUACACUCGCAGACGCGCCUCGACUAACCACUACCACUAUCCCCAGACAAGCUCUGCCGCUGCCGCUGCCGCUGCUGCCUACGACGAUCCCCUAGACACCCCCAAACGCUCUCGCGCCCGUCGUGCUUCCACCUUCACCCGCCCAACCCACGCUGCUGCCUCUUCCGCCCACGUCGACCCCUACGCUCAGGGCCACAGAACCCCCAAGACCAAACCUUCCGCGGCCUACCACCACUCCUCGGCCUCCCAGAGCCACCACGCCGAGCCUGCCCCGCCAAAGUCGCCCCCGCGGGCCACAGAGGCAGACGCCAUCCACCACAACAUCCCGCCAGGCUACAGCAUCAAGAACUGGAAUCCCAAGGAGGCCCCCAUCCUGCUGCUCGGAUCGGUCUUUGACGCAAACUCCCUCGGCAAAUGGAUCUACGACUGGACCGCCUUCCACCACGGCGCCACCGCCCCCAUGGCCGACGUCGCCGGUGACCUCUGGCUGCUCCUCAUCAAGCUCGCGGGAAAAGUCAAGCGGGCCGACGAGUGUGCCCCGCUCAUCCGCUCCACCGAAGCCCGCGAGAUGGUCGAAGACUUCCUCGAGUCCGGCGAGCGUCUCUGGGCUCGCUUCAAGCGUCUCCUCAAGGCCUGCGAACAUUUCAUGUGGAAGGCCGCCAAGCGUGAAAAUGCCGCCAGAGGUGGUUCCCCCGCUAACAUCACCAUGGGCCGCAACGCCGGAUGCGAGUUCGUUGACUCCAUCUUCGGUCGCGACAGAGAGCUCGAGAACACCGAGAAGCUCAUGAACAGCGUCAGACUCUGGAACAUGCGCUUCGACGCCAACUGCGGUGAACUCUUGCGUGAGGUUUCAAAAUAG